AUGUCUAAUUACCCCAUGGUUCCUGGGCACGAGGUUGUAGGGGAAGUGGUGGAGGUAGGAUCAGGUGUGAGCAAGUUCACCGCAGGGGAUAUAGUUGGAGUUGGUUGCCUCGUUGGAUGCUGCGGAGGAUGUAGCCCAUGCGAGAGAGAUCUGGAACAGUAUUGUCCUAAGAAGAUCUGGAGUUACAAUGAUGUUUACUUCGAUGGUCAACCCACACAAGGUGGCUUCGCUAGAGCCACCGUCGUUCACCAAAAGUUAGGGUAUGUAUGGCUAAAGGGUCAGUUUGUGUUCAGGUUUGUGGUGAAGAUUCCAGAAGGAAUGGCGGUUGAGCAGGCUGCACCGCUACUGUGCGCCGGUGUGACAGUGUACAGUCCACUGAACCACUUCGGGCUAAAACGACCAGGCCUAAGAGGAGGCAUACUAGGGUUAGGUGGAGUUGGUCACAUGGGUGUGAAAAUAGCCAAAGCAAUGGGUCACCAUGUCACCGUCAUAAGCUCAUCAAACAAGAAGAGAGAAGAGGCUUUGCAAGAUCUUGGAGCCGAUGAUUACGUGAUCGGAUCCGACCAAUCGAAGAUGAACGAAUUGGCGGAUUCAAUGGAUUACAUAAUCGACACGGUCCCUGUUCAUCAUGCACUUGAGCCUUAUUUGUCUCUGCUUAGGCUUGAUGGGAAACUCAUUCUCAUGGGAGUCAUCAGCAAUCCCUUGCAGUUUCUCACUCCUAUGGUUAUGCUUGGGAGGAAAGUGAUAACGGGGAGCUUCAUUGGGAGCAUGAAGGAAACAGAGGAGAUGCUUGAGUUCUGCAAAGAAAAGGGUCUGAGUUCGAUCAUCGAAGUUGUGAAGAUGGAUUAUGUGAACACUGCGUUUGAGAGACUCGAGAAGAACGAUGUGCGUUAUAGGUUCGUGGUUGAUGUCGAAGGAAGCAAACUCGAGGCCUGA
Thlaspi arvense is the source of this 936-nucleotide messenger RNA. The record is from the annotation of a GenBank genome assembly. NCBI's taxonomy places the organism in Eukaryota, Viridiplantae, Streptophyta, Magnoliopsida, Brassicales, Brassicaceae.